AUGCCUCCGAAGAAGCAAAUCGACGCCUCCACCAGUAACCGUGAAAUCGCAGACUGGACGGAACUUCGUCAAACGCUUUUGGCUAUGCAAGAGAGCAUUCAAACCACCAUCCACACGACGAUGCUGGAGAUGGGUGAUAUGCUCGCACAGAGAAUUACCGGUCAACUUCCCCUUCGCAACGAGGAAGAAGACAAUGAAAUUGAGGAUGAUAGGGACAAUCCGUUCGCCGGUAUUGAACAUGCUGGAGAUCAACGCCGACUACAACGUCGUGCGGCUGGGUUCCCUGACAAUGGGCGCCAACAGAAUCAUCGUUGGGAAUCGAGAUUUAAAGUGGAAAUUCCCGAGUUUCAUGGAGGAGUUCGUGGGGAUGCCCUUCUCGAUUGGAUGGUUUCAGUGGAGGAAAUCCUGGAGUUCAAACAGGUUCCUGAAGAUCGCAGAGUACCAUUGGUGGCGAUGCGGUUUCGUGGUCAUGCAGCUUCUUGGUGGAAGCAACUGAAGACUACAAGGGCCAGAACAGGGCGUUCGCCGAUCCAGACUUGGGAGAAACUCAAAAAACAUCUGCGGGCUACCUUUUUACCUCAUACCUAUGACCGCUUGACCUACAACAAAUUGCAAAAUUUGAAACAGGGCUCGCGUUCCGUGGAGGAAUAUGCCGAGGAGUUCUCUCUGUUACUGACAAGAACAAAGAUAUACGACAGUGAGGAACAACUUGUUUCUCGUUUUAUUGGAGGUCUGCGACCCCAACUGCAGAACUCGUUAGCGCAAUUUGACCCGACUACAAUUGCAGAGGCACACCGACGUGCAACUUCUUUUGAGCAGCAGACGCGCCCUUCAUCAUCAAACUGGUCGUCACAGACGUCCAAGACUCGUCCUUCUGACUCCGGCUCCUCGCUACCAUCAGCGCAAGCCAAGGACACUGAGAUGGGGACUGAAACACCUCGCCAACAGUCUAACACAGAGGAUCAACAACUUAGGCGCUCAGCUCGCAUCCCAGCAGUAAAAUGCUUCAAUUGUGGCGAGCAAGGUCAUCGUCAUGCAGCGUGCCCACAUCCAAAACGUGGCUUAGUUGCUGAUGACAAGACAGGGGAGGAAGAUGCUGUAUACGACUCCUAUGGUGAGGAUGAAGAUGCCAUUGAGAAAGUGUUACCAACACAUGGGGAUACAGGAAGAAUGUUGGUGGUUCGACGCUCGUGUGCAGCUCCGCGCCGACAAGACAACAUGUGGCUUCGCACAAAUAUAUUCAAAUCUACUUGCACGAUCAAUGGUUAUCGAUGCACCUUUGUGAUUGAUUCAGGAAGCUGUCGCAACGUCAUGUCUGAUGUCGCUGUAGAAAAGCUUGGUCUGCUCCGCGAACCUCACCCUGCACCAUACACGUUGGGAUGGCUUGAUGAGAGAGUGAAUAUUCGUAUCACGCAUCGCGUACUGGUUCCUUUCUCGAUCGGAGAAUUUUACCGAGAUCGAACCUAUUGUGAUAUCGCUCCAAUGGAUAUAAGUCACUUGCUGCUAAGCCGACCUUGGGAGUUUGAUAGGAAGAUCAUUCAUGAUGGCGCACUUAACACAUAUAGUUUUUACUGGGAGACGCACAAGAUUGUUCUGCUUCCUUCUCGUGAGAAUGCUCUGGAGGCGCCUCCGUCACCACCGCCACAAACCCAACAUCGCAGUCAGACAGAACACCCGUCAACGUUGCUCUGUUCUUACUCUGCUUUCAUGUCCGAGCUCAGACAAGAAGGCGUGGCGUAUGCCUUAUUUCCAGCCUCUCCUCCUCGCGUGCUCUCAUCUACUGUCAACUCGACAUUAGAACCAGUUCUUGCCGAGUUUGUUGAUGUGUUUCCAGCCGAGCUACCGACUGGUCUGCCUCCUCUACGUGAUAUACAGCAUCACAUAGACUUGAUACCGGGAGCCUCUCUGCCUAAUCGCCCACAUUACCGGAUGAGCCCUACAGAGCACGAAGAGUUACGCCGUCAGGUCAAGGACCUCUUGAGCAAAGGCUAUGUGCGCGAAAGCCUUAGUCCGUGUGCGGUUCCAGCGCUUUUGAUACCGAAGAAAGACGGUACUUAG
Molecule: messenger RNA, 2058 nt
Organism: Raphanus sativus (radish)
Lineage: Eukaryota; Viridiplantae; Streptophyta; Magnoliopsida; Brassicales; Brassicaceae
Exons: 1
Coding region: 1-2058 (685 amino acids)
Molecular function (GO): nucleic acid binding; zinc ion binding
Source: RefSeq, a predicted model, not a curated record